Messenger RNA from Botrytis deweyae, 732 nucleotides. RefSeq lists its product as uncharacterized. Gene Ontology annotation, molecular function: DNA binding; RNA binding. Gene Ontology annotation, cellular component: exosome (RNase complex); nucleolus. The transcript is spliced from 3 exons. NCBI's taxonomy places the organism in Eukaryota, Fungi, Ascomycota, Leotiomycetes, Helotiales, Sclerotiniaceae. The coding region runs from base 1 to 732 and encodes 243 amino acids. Gene Ontology annotation, biological process: maturation of 5.8S rRNA; regulation of gene expression. The record is from RefSeq and is a predicted model, not a curated record.
AUGGAUCCCACUAAGAUUCUUUCUUUGCUCGAGCAGCUCGAUGACGAUAUCGAUGAUAUUGAAGAUGCGGUUGCACCUUUCAUUCAAAAGACUAUCCCAGAGUUCGCAAGCAAGUUACCUUUAUUGGACAAGGCGAAGCUUUACACUCUUGUCACAUAUGCCAUUGAGUCCAUAUUAUUCUCAUACCUUCGACUUAAUGGUGUCAAUGCCCGUGAACAUCCUGUUUUCACCGAGCUUACUCGGAUGAAGCAGUAUUUUGAGAAGAUCAAGGUUACAGAGAAUCCACCGGCAACUGCAGCAGAAAGAAAUCUCAAAUUGGAUAAAGGAGCUGCUGGAAGAUUCAUCAAAGCAGGAUUGAGCGGAAAUGAUAAAUAUGAUCUUCAAAGAGCAGAGCAGUUGGCGAAGGAGAGAGCGAAGUCUCACAUCAGAUUUGAGGAGCUAUCAAAGAAGAGAAAGGUGGGCGAAGAAACAGCAGAAUCCAAUAAAGCAGAAUCCAAAACCUCGAAUGAAUCUGAUGGUUCCGGUUCACCUUCCGAUUCCUCAGAUGAACCUGCAGCUGCAGCACACAAAAGCAAAAAGUCUAAGACUGCGAAGGCAGCAGCCACCCCUAUCGAGUCUAAAGAGGAUAGCUCUUCCACCUCCAAUUCUAAAUCCCAAAAAUCCAAGCAGGAAACUCAGGAGAAGAAAACAAGGAGUAAAUCCAAGAAGGCCAAGAGCAAGAGCAAGAACUAG